GGGAAGGGUCGGAUGCCGGUCCGGGGGCACCGCUGAGGCGCGGGGCCCCGACCUCGGAGACAGCUCCGGACGCCCCCGGCGCGCCCAGUCCCCUCCGGACGCGACGCCGCGGGCCGGUGGAGGCGCGUCUCCGGCACGCCCCGGCCCGCAAAACCGGCUGCGGCGGCUGCCCCCGGUGCAUCCCGCGGGCCGGAGGCCCUCCCCCCACGGCUUCAGGUGGGGCACACCGUCCAGACACCGGCGCCCGGGGACAGUUUCCUGUUUGUGAAACGGCCGGGAGGCCCGGGCUGGCCGGUCUGACCCGGCGCAGGCCGGCGGAUGUGCGCACGGCCCCUCCCCCUGCCACACCUCCCUGGCGGUGGGAGAGGGUUGCGCCGGGGUUCUGGAGGACGUGACGGAUCCCCUCGCCCGCUCCUCGCCGGGGAGCGCUGGGGCGCCCUCGCUGGAGAUGAAGGAUUUGGGGGCAGAGUACUUGGCAGGUCGUGAAGGGGUCCAGCUCUUCGGAUUGUUGAGCCUAUACCUCGAACAGGAACAGAGAUUCCAACCUCGAGAAAAAGGGCUGAGCUUGAUCGAGGCUACCCCGGAGAAUGAUAACACUUUGUGUCCAAGAUUGAGAAAUGCCAAAGUAGAAGAUUUAAGAAGUUUAACCAACUUUUUUGGAUCUUGCACUGAAACUUUUGUUCUGGCUGUCAAUAUUUUGGACAGAUUUUUGGCUCUUAUGAAGGUGAAACCUAAACAUUUGUCCUGCAUUGGAGUCUGUUGUUUUUUGCUGGCUGCUAGAAUAGUUGAAGAAGAAUGCAAUAUUCCAUCCACUCAUGAUGUAAUCCGGAUUAGUCAAUGUAAAUGUACAGCUUCUGACAUAAAAAGAAUGGAAAAAAUCAUUUCAGAAAAAUUGCACUAUGAAUUGGAAGCUACUACUGCCUUAAACUUUUUGCACUUAUACCAUACUAUUGUACUUUGUCAUACUUCAGAAAGGAAAGAAAUACUGAGCCUUGAUAAACUAGAAGCUCAGCUGAAAGCUUGCAACUGCCGACUUACCUUUUCAAAAGCAAGACCAUCUAUAUUAGCUUUGUGCCUUCUCAAUUUGGAAGUAGAAACUUUGAAGUCUCUUGAAUUAUUGGAAAUUCUCCUGCUUGUUAAAAAACAUUCCAAGGUUAACGACGCUGAGUUCAUUUACUGGAGGGAGUUAGUUUCUAAAUGCCUAGCCGAAUAUUCUUCUCCUGAAUGUUGCAAACCAGAUCUUAAGAAGUUAGUUUGGAUUGUUUCAAGGCGCACAGCCCAGAACCUCCACAACAGCUACUAUAGUGUUCCUGAGCUGCCAACAAUACCAGAAGGGACUUGUUUUGAUGAAAGUGAAAGUGAGGACUCUUGUGAAGACAUGAGUUGUGGAGAAGAGAGUCUCGGCAGCUCUCCCCUCAGUGACCAGGAGAGCACUUUCUUUUUCAACUUCAAAGUGGCACAGACACUGUGCUUUCCAUCUUAGAAAUCUCAUUGUUCUGUGUGAGAAUUUAAACUGUGUACAGGUUUCAAAGCAAUAAAUGGAGGAGUGGGUAGUUGUCUGGUCCAGCCCCCAGCUAGGCCGGAAUUGCAUAGACUGGAAUUACCUACCUUCUAUUUAUUAUUCAGAUCAGAUCUGGCCUAUUUUCAUGUUUAAUUCUAAGCCAUCAAAUGGGUUAGUGCCUCUUAAACAAUUAACAAUACUUCAGACAUCGGCACUUUAUUUUUCUUGUUGCUCUUUAGCUACUUGGGGGAGGAGGGAAGGUGCUGAUACCUUGAAUUCAUUACUUUUCAAGAAGAUUUUUAAAGAGGAAUAGUGUAGCUUAUCUUAAACUUUUAUAAAGCCUUCAGGUGUCUAUUUAAACAGAUUGGGAGUGUGCAAGUGCUUCCUUAGCAGGGACAAUGGAUAACCCUUUAAUGGUUUAUCUUAGAUCUCCCCCUUCCCCCCAUUCUCAGAACAGAGAAUAUACUCUUAAAUGUCAAACACGCUUUUUGUUGUUUAUUUUUAAAAUGAUCAAUGCAUUUUCUGCUAGUUUUGCAUGUCCUUGUCUGAAAGCAGUGCAGGAAGUUGAACAGAACUAGGUAGCUAUGGAAUUGGUUGAUAAAUGUUGAUCUAGUAGCACAUUUUAGCUCAUUUUCUUAUAUUAAAAAAAGUCUGCAUGACUGUGUUUUAUUUCCUUUGUAAUUCACAUUUCAAAAAUAAUGUUAUUAGUAUAUGAGUGCCAAGAUUGAAUAUGGA
Messenger RNA from Equus quagga, 2236 nucleotides. RefSeq names its product cyclin G2 (gene CCNG2). Gene Ontology annotation, molecular function: cyclin-dependent protein serine/threonine kinase regulator activity. Gene Ontology annotation, biological process: regulation of cyclin-dependent protein serine/threonine kinase activity; mitotic cell cycle phase transition. The coding region runs from base 449 to 1483 and encodes 344 amino acids. Gene Ontology annotation, cellular component: cytoplasm; cyclin-dependent protein kinase holoenzyme complex; nucleus. The record is from RefSeq and is a predicted model, not a curated record. NCBI's taxonomy places the organism in Eukaryota, Metazoa, Chordata, Mammalia, Perissodactyla, Equidae. The transcript has 9 exons.